Lithohypha guttulata is the source of this 1806-nucleotide messenger RNA. RefSeq names its product serine threonine protein kinase CMGC group (gene LKH1). The transcript has 4 exons. Gene Ontology annotation, biological process: regulation of RNA splicing; protein phosphorylation. Bases 1 to 1806 code for a protein of 601 amino acids. Gene Ontology annotation, molecular function: protein serine/threonine kinase activity; ATP binding. Gene Ontology annotation, cellular component: nucleus. The record is from RefSeq and is a predicted model, not a curated record. Lineage: Eukaryota; Fungi; Ascomycota; Eurotiomycetes; Chaetothyriales; Trichomeriaceae.
AUGGCUUCGACUCAGGCUAGUGGUCUCAGUGCAAAUAGAAAGCCUCCCAACUGGAACGAAUUCUACAAAAAUGGUGUACCUAAAGAGAUCAUAGUAAUAGAUGACGACAGUCCUCCCCCACAAGCAUCUACUUCGAACGUCUGUGAUCAGCAACAGGACUCCUACUCGAAUGCUGGGAGGAAAAGAAAAAUAGAUCAGGGUUACGAGGUGGAAUAUGCAGACAGUCCUGUUUACUCCACACAUCAUGCACAAUAUGGGAAUUCUUCUUCCUCUAACUCGGUACACUCGGGUGGAAGAACGAAUUCUAUACAGACAGUAACCGCCCCAACCUCACUCGAGUCAUACGGCGGUACCACUGCAAGCAACUCCUAUGAAGAUGUGCGUAUAGGUCAGAAGAGGAAAAGAGUAGCUCCUCCAAAAGAGACAAGACAGAGUACGAAGAGAAAACAGCAAGAGGCACAAACAGAUCCUUUUCUGGACUACAUUCCUCCGUCAAAACCGCCGAGGAAAGCCGGCGAAGUCAAUGUUCCCGUUGUUCGAGAUGUACGUGUGGGAAGCCUAAUACAAUCGAGCAUUUCUAAUAGCCAGCAGACCAUUCACAAAAAUCAGAAGGUAGACGACGAGGAUGGACACUACAUAGUAGAGGAUGGGCUACCUUUGACCGAGCGAUACGACAUCAUCAAACUUCUUGGACAGGGCACAUUCGGAAAAGUUGUAGAAGCAUUCGAUAAGCGGCGGAAAACAAGAGUCGCCGUUAAGAUCAUUCGCUCCGUGCAAAAAUACCGGGAUGCCUCACGGAUUGAGCUGAGAGUACUUUCCACUCUGGCUCUUAAUGACAAGACCAAUCGCAACAAAUGCAUACAUCUGCGCGACUCAUUCGACUUUCGCAAUCACAUAUGUAUAGUCACAGAUCUGUUGGGCCAAAGUGUCUUCGACUUCUUGAAAGGCAACGGCUUCGUGCCAUUUCCAAGCAGUCAAAUACAGAGCUUCGCUAGACAGCUCUUCACCAGUGUGGCGUUUCUGCACGAUCUGAACCUAGUCCACACCGACCUCAAACCGGAGAACAUUCUGCUUGUUAAUAAUGCUUAUCAGACAUUCACAUACAAUCGCACGAUACCCUCCUCCUCUCACACGACGCAACGAUCUGCUAGGCAAAGACGCGUAUUACUUGACAGUGACAUCCGACUGAUAGAUUUCGGCUCUGCAACCUUUGACGACGAAUAUCAUUCCUCGGUUGUCUCAACGCGGCAUUAUCGCGCACCUGAGAUCAUACUUCAGCUAGGCUGGAGUUUUCCCUGCGAUAUAUGGAGUAUUGGCUGUAUCAUAGUCGAGUUCUUUACUGGUGAUGCUCUGUUCCAGACGCAUGACAACUUGGAGCAUCUUGCCAUGAUGGAAGCCGUCUGCAAUGGGAAGAUUGAAACAAAAAUCAUCCGUCAAGUCAUGCAAAACAACAGGAGUAACACUUCAAACACUGCAGCAAAGUUCUUCAACAAGAACAAGCUUGACUAUCCCAAUAAUGAGACAUCUAAACCUUCACGCAAAUACGUGAAGGCAAUGAAGCAUCUGAAUGAUUUCAUUCCUGCAAAUACGACCUUCAACAAACAGUUAUUGGAUCUAUUGCGCAAAAUCUUUGUAUAUGACCCGAAACAGCGGAUAACGGCCAAGCAAGCCCUCAAACACCCGUGGUUUCGGGAGUCUAUCGUCGACGACGGGACCGAAGCUAUUCGUAUACGAGAUGAGCGAGCUGCUGCCGCUGUUGUUGCGGCACAACAAGCUGGCCCAGACCCAAAAAGACCAAGGGUAUGA